Malania oleifera is the source of this 4274-nucleotide messenger RNA. RefSeq names its product glutamate receptor 3.3. Gene Ontology annotation, biological process: G protein-coupled receptor signaling pathway. Gene Ontology annotation, molecular function: ligand-gated monoatomic ion channel activity; G protein-coupled receptor activity. The transcript is spliced from 6 exons. The record is from RefSeq and is a predicted model, not a curated record. Gene Ontology annotation, cellular component: plasma membrane. The coding region runs from base 864 to 3665 and encodes 933 amino acids. NCBI's taxonomy places the organism in Eukaryota, Viridiplantae, Streptophyta, Magnoliopsida, Santalales, Ximeniaceae.
UGAAAAUCAAAUUGGCUGUCAUCUUGUUCUUUUCUUCGCACUUGGCAGAUGCUUCCUGUUCGCCUUUGGCGUUUUCCACACGAUCCAAACGCUGGGUUUAUCUGUCUUUCUUUUUAAGUUACUAUCAAGUAGACUUAAACUGGGCCAACGUCUUUUCUCCCUGUUCAAUUCCAUGUCGGAUUUUCGAUUGUUCGGGGUUGUCAGGUGAGUAGCUCAUCUGGGUUUUCAGUUUCUCAUUUGGAAUCGCCAUGUUUUCCACAUACGAGCGUGCAAACGCUGAUUUUCGUUUUUAUUGCUCUUGUCAAGGGUUUAUGAAGGGUUUUGAUUGUUCACUGCGUUCUGUACUUACCGGUAGUACUCUCUGUUUGAUUCUUUUCCAUCGAAUGUUGCGAUCAUUUUUUAAAAUUAUUUCCAUGAAGUAUCUAAGACGACCAAAUUUUUUUUUUUCCCUAAACGAAUGUUUAUUAUAAAAUAGUUUGUGUGUGGUUCGGGUUUUGAUCUGAACAGAGAAUCUGAUUCUGGUUUUGAGAGUUGUCAAUCCAAACGCCUAUGUUUGGCCCCUAGUGUAAACCUGUCAGUGAUUGAGUCGAAUAGUUGGUGAAGUAUUUUUCCGCUGUCUAUAUUCUCCAGUUUCGAUAGGAAUGUAGCCAUUGGAUCUUGAUUCCUGCAUCAUGCUUCCAUUUUCAUGUUACUAUUCUUGUAUAAUUCAGAAGUUCCCAUUGUAACACACCUGAUCAUUCGUAUUUAGCAACGCUUCCCUUGGGAGGUUUUGAUGGGAAAUUCCUCAAGCCCAUGAAUCAUUUCUGCAUAUCCUGUCCAAGGGCGACAGCCAAUCGAAUUUUCUUUGGGCGUGGAAAGAUCAAAUGAGUGUGAUUUGGAUUCUUUUGUCUUUGUUUCUAUCCCUUGGGGCGUGCUCAAAUGGGUUGAGAAAGAAUGUUUCCUCGAGACCUGCGGUUGUGAAUGUUGGAGCUAUUUUCUCAUUUGACUCUACCAUUGGAAAAGUUGCCAAGAUUGCAAUUGAGGAAGCGGUGAAAGAUGUGAACUCUAAUUCUAGCAUUCUCCACGGAACUAAACUCAAAGUAACGAUGAGCAAUUCCAAUUGCAGUGGGUUUAUUGGCAUGGUUGGAGCAAUGCAAUUCAUGGAGAACGAAGUCGUUGCCGUUAUAGGCCCACAAUCUUCCGUAGUUGCCCAUGUUAUUUCUCAUGUUGCAAAUGAACUUCAAGUUCCGCUGUUGUCAUUUGCAGCAACAGAUCCCACUCUUUCUUCUCUACAGUUUCCUUUUUUUGUAAGGACAACACAGAGUGAUUUGUACCAGAUGAGUGCUAUUGCUGAGAUUGUUGAUUAUUAUAGUUGGAGGGAAGUCAUUGCAAUUUUCAUUGAUGAUGAUUUUGGACGGAACGGUGUGGCAGCAUUGGAUGGUGCACUUGCGGAGAGGCGUUGCCGAGUAUCCUACAAGUCUGGGAUUCCCUCUGGACCUGAAGUUAGUCAGGGUGACAUUGAAGAUGUUCUGGUUAAGGUUGCAUUAUUGCAGUCUCGAGUCAUUGUUCUGCAAUUAAAUCCCAAUUUGGGUUUCAAGGUUUUUGCUAUGGCAAACCAUCUUGGAAUGAUGGGUAAUGGGUAUGUUUGGAUAGCUACAGAUUGGCUUUCAUCUGUGUUAGAUUCAUCUUUCCACCUUUCAUCAGAGAGCAUGGAUUUAAUGCAAGGAGUUCUUGUUUUGCGUCAACACACCCCAGAUUCAUACAGAAAAAGGGCCUUCUUUUCUAGGUGGAACAAGCUGACUGGUGGUUCUUUUGGGUUAAAUUCUUAUGGGCUUAAUGCUUAUGAUACUGUUUGGUUGGUUGCUCAUGCCAUUGAUGCAUUUUUUAAUCAAGGUGGGACUAUCUCGUUUUCUAAUGAUUCUAGGAUAAAUUCUGUGGAAGGAGGUAAUCUUCACCUUGAAGCAAUGAGUAUAUUUGAUGCAGGAGCAGUCUUGCUGAAGAACAUAUUGCAGACUAAUUUUGUGGGUUUAACUGGUCCUUUUAAAUUUGACUCAGACAGGUCUCGCAUUCUUCCUGCAUAUGAUAUUAUUAAUGUGAUUGGGACUGGAUUUCGAAGAAUUGGUUAUUGGUCCAACUAUUCUGGUUUGUCAAUAGUGCCUCCUGAGACACUCUAUGCAAAGCCACCUAAUCGUUCAAGUGCAAAUCAAAAACUAUAUAGUGUUGUUUGGCCCGGAGACAUGACAUCAAAACCUCGUGGAUGGGUUUUCCCAAACAAUGGGAAGCUAUUGAGAAUUGGGGUGCCUAUUCGAGUUAGUUAUAAAGAAUUUGUGUAUCGAGUGCAAGGGACCAACAACUUUAAGGGUUUCUGCAUAGAUGUAUUUGCGGCUGCUGUAAGCGCGUUACCGUAUGCAGUUCCGUAUCAGUUUAUUCCUUUUGGAGAUGGCCGUCAAAACCCUAGCUACACAGAGCUUGUGAAUUCAAUCACCACUGGUUUCUUUGAUGGCGUUGUUGGUGACAUUGCCAUUGUCACUAACCGGACGAAGAUUGCGGAUUUUACACAACCUUAUGUUGCAUCUGGACUUCUUGUAGUGGCUCCAUUUAAAGAGUCAAACACAGGUGCUUGGGCUUUUCUGCAGCCAUUUACUCCACUUAUGUGGUGUGUAAUUGCUGGUUCCUUCCUUGCGGUUGGAUUAAUUGUGUGGAUUCUAGAGCAUAGGAUAAAUGAUGAGUUCAGGGGUCCUCCUAAAAGACAACUUGUAACAAUUUUAUGGUUUAGCUUUUCGACCCUCUUUUUUGCCCAUAAAGAGAACACUAUGAGCACCCUUGGUCGUCUGGUGCUUCUUAUAUGGCUUUUCGUGGUCCUGAUAAUUAACUCAAGUUACACUGCAAGCCUUACUUCAAUUCUCACAGUGCAACAGCUGUCUUCUCCUAUCAAAGGAAUUGAAAGCUUGAAAACGAUUGAUGAGCCUAUAGGAUUCCAAGUGGGUUCUUUUGCUGAACAUUACUUGGAAGAGGAGCUUGGAAUACCUAAAUCUAGACUUGUUGCCCUUGGCUCACCAGAAGCAUAUGCUUCAGCACUGCAACGUGGUCCUAAAAAUGGGGGUGUUGCUGCUGUGGUGGAUGAACGUCCCUACAUAGAGCUCUUCCUGUCAAGCCAGUGUAAUUUCAGGAUUGUUGGUCAGGAAUUCACAAAAAGUGGCUGGGGUUUUGCAUUUCCACGGGACUCUCCUUUAGCUGUUGACUUGUCAACUGCAAUUCUAGGGCUAUCUGAGAAUGGAGAUCUUCAGCGGAUCCAUGACAAGUGGCUCAGCAGGAGCACUUGCAGUUUAGAUAGUACGGAGAUUGAAUCAAGCCAACUUCACCUUCAGAGCUUCUGGGGCCUCUUUCUUAUAUGUGGGCUGGCUUGUGUUGUCGCUCUCUUCAUACACUUCUUCCAAAUCAUGCGUCAAUUUUGCCAUGUUACUACUGCUGAGUCUGUUUCCACCGGUCAGGCUAGCUCUAGGCGCCUUCGGACUCUUUUAUCGAUAAUGGAUGAGAAGGAAGAUCACUCAAAGAGAGAGAGAAAAAGAACAAAAAUGGAGGGUUCACCCUCAGAUGAUAAUGAUCAGGAAGAUGAAAUAGGGAGGAGCCCCAAGAGGAGACAAACUCGGAAGUCAUCAGACUGUGACAUUAACCUCAAUGAAUAAGCUAGCUUAGCUUUGUUAGUGACAGUGAGGAAGGAUCUUGGCCUACGGCGAACCUGCUUUAUUGAUCAACUAUCUGAUUUGAAUGAAGAAAGGCAGAGGAAUUCUUUGAUUUUUGGUCUCCACAGAUCAGGUACAAUGAUGAACACAAAUGCGAUAUCAAUAAAUGAAGAUUCAAAAAUGUGUUGUUAAGAGUGAACUGUUGAUAUGUGGUGGACUCAUUUUACUAAUUUUAAGGGAAUAUCUGCUGAAAGCAAUUAUAAUUCCUCAAGGACAUGGAUGAUGCUGAAAUGCAAAACUCAAAUUCGUAUUAAUGAUUCAAAAUAUCAAGUGUAGUAUAAAUAUUCAGGUAUACAUAGUUACUGAUGAUCUAUCUGAUUGUGCCCUCUAAAUGUACCAAGCGAACUCAACCAUCCAGUGCUAUUCAAGUCUGACUCGUUUAGCAUUCCCAUUCAAGCUUGAGUCGAUUUCGAUGUACUUGAUUAGUUUGAAGAGUCAAGUUUGACUGCUGUAAUACUGCUUUUUAACCUAAUUGAACCUUAUUCCAAGUUCUGUAUUUUACUAUGUUUAGCAUUCUGUAAGACGAUGAGCAAUAUUAUCUUCAUUCAUAUC